Messenger RNA from Nomia melanderi (Alkali bee), 9428 nucleotides. RefSeq names its product potassium channel subfamily K member 6. Gene Ontology annotation, molecular function: potassium ion leak channel activity; outward rectifier potassium channel activity. Gene Ontology annotation, cellular component: plasma membrane. The record is from RefSeq and is a predicted model, not a curated record. Lineage: Eukaryota; Metazoa; Arthropoda; Insecta; Hymenoptera; Halictidae. Gene Ontology annotation, biological process: potassium ion transmembrane transport; stabilization of membrane potential.
GGUAGUAUUGCACCGAAAUCUACGUGGGGUAAAAUAGCGACCAUGGGUUACGCUAGCCUCGGAAUCCCACUGACUGUGGUUUACCUAUCGAGUGCCGGAGGUCUAUUAUCCAGGUGUGCCAGAGGUGUCUUCACACGCGCUCUUUGCUGCUGCCUUUGUUCGAAUUGCGGCUAUUGUUGCUACGAUGAAAGAAGAAUGGAGGAGAAGGAGAGACGUAUGAGGAAGAAACGGCAACAGGAAGAACUGGCUCAGCAGCAACAGCAAUUGCAGUUGCAGGAACCCUUUUACGUCCGCGCAAAUGCGUCAACGUUCACGAGCACAGUGGAAAUUAAGGCCAGCCCAAAGGACGAAGUGUCGAGUCUUGGCUCCGGUGACAGGCCAAACGUUACUAUAUUCGCACCAAUCAGCAUUUGUCUCGGCGCAAUGCUCUGCUACAUUGUGGCAGGCGCUUUCACUCUGCACAAGUUGGAUGACUGGUCCUUUGUGGAUGCGAGCUACUUCUGCUUCAUGAGCCUGAGCACUAUCGGGUUCGGCGAUAUGGUACCCGGUUCCUACCCCCGUCAAAACCUUUACGAGUCAAGGAACAUAACCAUUUGGUUCUGCUCCUGCUACAUAAUGUCCGGAAUGGCGCUCACCGCGAUGUGUUUCAACAUCCUCCACGACGAGAUCGUCCAUAGGCUCAGCCAUCAGGUGGAGAAGCCGGAGCCGAUCAAGUCCAGCCCAAGCGUGGACGAGCUGUCGACGGACCAUUUCGCGCUGACCUCGUGACAAUUUCCGUCUGGCAACCUGUGCCACAGGAACGGCACCGACGAGAACGACAUAUGCGGAACAGAACCGCCCACCAGUCUGUUCGCACACGAGAACGAAAUCAAUAUCUUGAAGGACUCUUUCAAUCAGGUAGACGUCACUAGAGACUGCAAGCCGAUCUUGAAACUCGAGGAUCACGUGCCGUCGAUUCCUAGUGUUUACAUGUUGCCGAAGGUUGACGAAGAGGCUGAAGAGAACACCGAAAUGUAAAACUUUACACACUUCUCCGUAGCUCGAACAAGUAUGCUUGAUUUAGGUGACAACGUGAAAAGUAACUCCCGGUGGAUAGGAUACACCGUGGGUCUGAUAGAUAUAUACACGUAACGCAAGAUAUACAUGUAUGUUUCAAAAUAGAGGAUUACUCGUUCUAUCGUAAUGGUAUAAUACGCGCUUCAACGUGUAGUCAAAGGUCGUUCGAUUCAGUUCACUCUUAACGUUCAUUGCGAGAAUGGUUUCGAUCGGAGAUAGCGGCUGCGACGGUUGUACGUCUUUUAUGAAUUACUUUUUUAUCGACUUUUCGUGGGAACGAAGCGUUUGUUCUAGAUGAUUGAGAAAUGGAUUAUUUUGGAAUAUUUGUCGGAAAGUAGAUAUUUACAUAGCCGGUUAAGGGAAGGUUUUCGUGCCGAAUUUUUUCGACUGAACACUAGUUUAAUAAACAACUUCGUGAGAGACACAAGAUACGAGGAAAGUAUUCUCAUUGGAUAUAAAAGGGACAGAGAGAUUUCGAAGAAAGUACGCGUAGGUAGAAUGUCGUUUCCGAGAUUCAUGUGAACAAAUUUAUUCAAUUUUUUCAUUUUAAUACAUGCAGUUUGUAUGAACGAAAUGUAAACAAGGCAGCUUGAAAUUGUUAUUACAAUUAGUUUGUAGUUUCACCUGACAAAUGUAAUUAAAUGUAGCAAUUAUGUAUAUCGUGCUUCUUUCUCAAUAUAACGCUUAUAUACAUCGUUGCUAAACAAUUUGAGAGCACAUGCAUCGAUAGAAAUUACAUUAUUUUAUAAAAAAUAUUUGAACAAAUAUUAGCAUUUUUGUAUAUUUUAAAUUAAUAUACACAGCUACAGAAAAAUUAUAAAAUUAUAAUUAUUAUUUUAUAUUUGGUUAAAAUCAUUGAUUCAGGUUGUAUUAUGUUCCUUCCAAUAUAAUGAUUUCUCUUGUAAAAUAGUGAAAUGUAACUAUUUAAUGAAAAGCUGCACUGAUGCUAGCAACGCAAAAAUAUAGUUUUGAACAUUCAAACUCCGUAAUCCAUGAAAUCUAUUAUUUUAUUUAUUUGUUUUAUUCUCUUUUGCAAAUUGCGAUUAUCCAAAGUAAUUGCAACGUUUCGAGAUGCAGUGUACAUUAAAACGAAUGGCCAGAAACAAAGUCUAUUUAUUUUACUAUUGAAUCAACAUGACGAAAUUCGUGUAAAGCAAACCUACUCGAAUUUGGGGAUACUGUAUUCAUUAAUGCCAUGUCUGAUAAGUCCAGUAAUGGUGUUACAGAAGUUCUAGCAACAACUAAGACGUCUUCAACGUACACGAAAUGUUUCCUAAAUAUUCUACGAAUUCCCAGACCGUUCUACAAACAUUCCUACGUUAAUCCAAGAUUACUCUUAAUGAACUUCGUACCAUAUUACUGGCAUAUGUAAUUAAUCAUCUCUGCAGCCAGUGAAAACACAAAUAACGAAAUUUUAGCAUUAACGUCCAAAGUAAUAACAGACAUAUUUACGUUGUUAUAAGAGAAAACAUACCUGAAAAUAUAUUCGACUUUUUCUGAUAAAGAACAAAAUAAAUUCAACAAACACUGUAUGUUUUUAACUCGGAAAUGACAUACUAAUUUGCAAUGAAACCAACUCAAUGUUAUUACACGCCUACUUACAAUUAGAUAAAACUUGUAAUUUCAUAUUUAAGCACUCACGAGAUAAAAACAUUCUUACUUGUAAUAUAACUAAAUUAAUUUUUGCGUCUAGUCUACAAGAUGGAACAUUUCUAUGUAAUAAAUGUAUGCAUACGCAUGUAUAAUUGUUUCUUCGUGUUCCGCGCAUUGAUCAAUUAUUCGCAAAUAAACGAUAUUAUUAAGACAUUUCACCACUGUCGCAAAAGAAGUAUUACACGCAUGAAUUUUAACACAUAAGUAUCGAUAAAUGUAUAUUAUAACAAAUGGAUUCCUUUCGAAGAAGGGAAUUAAGCAACUUUUUAUACCAGCAAUCUGUAAAAGUUCAAUUUUUUAUGGCGACUUUAACUUUUGUACAUAUCUACCACUUAUUAUCGAUUUUUACCAGAAAGCUUUUAUAUUCUACGAAACUUUUAAAAAAUUGUUUAUACUAUAAGUUCGCGGAUGGUAUGAUAUCUUGAAGGAUAAUCAAUUAACGAUUAUGGGAAUGUAAUCAGUUACUUCUAGUAUAAAUAUUCCAUCAACUAGACGCAGAAAUUAUCAACGGCAAGAAAUCACAUUCCACUACUGUGCUCAAGAACAAUAACUAAAAUACUGUUACAGAUAAGCACUAAUCUUUAAGAGUGUUGCAUAUGAAUCUACCCAUAUUGUUUAAUAUUGAUAUUCGUCAUAGAAUAUGAGGUUACAGAGUGCAUAAUGUAUAGUCUGUUACAGUUAGCUGUAAGAUACCGUUGUCCUCGUCGAGUACAAUGCAGAUUACAUGAAUUGCCGAAAGUUUACGUGAUGCUGUUGGCUUCACUUCAAGAACACAAUCAUUUUUAUCCUUUAUUAAUACUUUUACAUUUACUUUCUUUAUUCACCACAUUUAUCUUAUUACUUUCAUAAUAUGUGACUGUUUAAUCGCUGGUAUCUUUAUUACCGCAAAAUGCAAUGAAAAAUAACAUUCAUAAUCAUACAAAUAAUUAUCGACAAAAAUUCAACUUAUGCACUAGAUUAUAUUUCUUCGUAUCUGGUCAUAAUAAAAGCUUACAUUUUUUGAGUUUAAAGAAACGUCAUUAAUUAAAUAUUAUUUUUAAUUUUGAAAAAAAGUCUCUUUUAAAAUGACUACAAACUUAAACCACUAUUAUUAAGACUUAUACUUUAAUAAAUCGUUAUGUUUGCCUCAGUGAACAUAUAAGCAGUACACUGACAGCAUUUUUCGUGCCAAUUAUAACAAACCUUGCAUUUUCAAGGAGAUAUUUUUUCUAUUCUUCGAUGAUGCAAUCGAAACGAAAUAAAUACCAGCUACUUCAUAUGAUUCACUUACAAGAGAAUUUCAUUGGAAAGGAUGCAUAAUUAUAUAAAAAAAUGAAGCUGCAAUACUAAAACCUCGUGGCAUCUGCUCCGUACGUCCGACGAAAGAACCGUGUGCAGUAGUGACUUAGUAAGUGACCUUUUUCUGUUUCUUGUAACAUAUCAUAAGAUGUAAGCGAAUCGAAUGCUAAGAUCGUUUCGCAUUAAACACUAAAAAAGGUGAAGGUGGAAGUAUGCGAUUGACGAAUAACACGUUGCAUGGUCCCGACCUUGCGAUAGUUACCGAUGGCCCAUGGGUUCCGGCUGCGCAGCGAAUUGGCAAGCGAGUUUCGUACGGUGUCUAAUAACAAUCGAUAUUAGCUUGAGCAGUUGCUAGAGUUAUCUUUAUCACUCCGUUGGUGAUUCGAUGGUGGAUCCGUGGCCAGUAACCAAGACAAACUUUACUUUGGUACUUGCAUCGGCCUGCCCAGCCAUCGAUCCAGCCCAGCUGACCGAGCAAACUUCCUCGCACACGUUUGAUUCAUUGCGAAAGGGUACACGCCUUUCCGCGCAUAACAAUAUCUCGUAAGCAACAAUUAUAAUCUCUGAUUCGAUUAUCAUACGCACAAUGAAUCGGUGAACGGCCAUUUAAUUUAAUAACUGUGUUGGACGAGUAUACGCGUCGACUUAAAGUUCGAAAUGAUACGAAUUCUUUCAAAGAUGAAUUCUUUAUUUCUUCAAAUAAACAUGUAAAUCUUCUUCGUUUUGCUUUAUUUUUUCAUUGAAAUAUAUCUUAGGUGCGUUCGCUCUGCGUUUGAUAAGUACACGCUUCCUUAUUUAAUGUAUUUCGCACAAACUAAGCGAUUUCAGAAACUAAAUUCUGUAUUUGACAAUUUGACUCAUAUUGAAUUUUAUAAACAUUAUUUGGUAAAUAUUUGGGUCGAUUUUUAUUGGUGUAGUUACGCAAGCGUGUACCCUAAUUGUCUGCUUUCAAAUAUUUAAUUUCCAAGAUCUAAGUGAACGAAUAUCAAGAACGAUAGAACAAACUGUACAGUAAAUGUCCAUAAACCUUGUGUUAACACAUUUACGUCGGGAUAUUAUGUGUUUUUAUAUGUUUAAUCAAGGAUCAUAGUAAUGAGCAAUGUUUGCGAACAUGAUGUUGGGGUGUAUUCUUUUGUUACGUGCUUAGUUCUCUGUCUUAUUAAACGAUUUCAUCUAAUAAUAACGUUAGCAUAUUAGUUUAUUUUAAUGUUGUAAAGUAGCUGCAAAUGUGUUACAGAUGUAUUAAACGGGAAAUCUUGAACCUUGUGCAGCAAAUGCAGGAUCAUUUUUAUCAAACCUUAACUGCGGCUGUAUUUAUUUAUUUGUUCUCUGAGUUUUUUAUUUAUUUAUGAAUGUAUAAUUAUAAUUUAUUGGAUUUGUAUAGUUACAUAAAUAUAAUAUAUGCAGUUAAUAUAUAUUAUAUUAUAUUAUAUUAUAUUAUAUUAUAUUAUUAAAUUAUUAUAUAAUAUUAUAUAUAUGCUCCAAUUCUUAAGCCACCGUACAAUGAAAAUUCUGUCACAAGUCAAAAUAAUCCUGCAUUCGUUUCAGUUCUGGACUACUCAUUUUUCGAAGACUAUAAUUUAACUACUGCACGUAAAAUUACAAUUUUCACGCGGAAUUCCCAACGAAUUUGUUAGAUAAAUUAAAAGUUCUUUCUCGAAAUAGUUCGGAGUAACCAGUAAAAUCUUGAAACUGCAGACGGUUCGGUAGAGAGAGAGAGAGAGAGAGAGAGAGAGAGAGAGAGAGAGAGAGUAAAGCUCACAUAGCGAUCGAAGUAAUAGCGAAGAAAAGUUUAUAGACCAACGUACUCGUUUGCAGAACGCAUAAAAUUUGAUAUCAGAACGCAAGGAAUAUGUUUCACGUGGUUCGUUGUGUUAUUUCUGUUUUAACGAUAGGAUCGAUAGCGCAAGUUCCUUUACUGUCUAGGAACGUUAUACGAUUUGAUAACUGAAGGCACUAAAAAUUACUGUAAAUCUUUUAAAUGCUAUUCACUUUUAAUAUCUCUUUUAAUUCCUUCAAUCAAUAAAAUAAUUUUCUUUUUUAAAAUUGUUAUAAUCUACAGCGCAUACAAGGGAACAUUUUAACAUAAAUUAAAUUGUUAACUGCAAUAUUUGAAUAAUGAAAGCUAUAAAAUCAUUAAAGAUGAUCUGGAGAAUCACAUUCAAUUUAUAAGCGUGUGCAUAAAAUCGAUAAAUCUUUUAUUUAUUAUUCACUUCUAUUUGUUAUUCGUCAUUAUGAUUAUUCACACUGUAGUUUACGAAUCUUAUACCUUGAAUAUUACAGUUUAUUUCAAACGAAUCUUUAAAUUCAGAAGUUUUUUCUAUAUCUUGUUUUACCUGUUCAUCUGUCCUAUUACAUAUACCCUAUUGUCCAGACGUAUGGACAUAAUGGAGUAAAAUAUUUAAAAAGUAAAUUAUAAAUUAUGUAUUAUAAUUAUGUAUAAUUAAAGACUAGUAUAAUAUAAUAUAAUUUUAUUAAACUAUUUUUUUUUAUCUAAGAAAAAAGCAAGUUCCUUUUAAUUCAAGAACUAAUGUUUUGUAAUUUUCACAAUAAAAUUCAUGACGAAUAAGGAUUUUUAUAUUUUACAUCUUCUUUUCAUGAUAAAAAAAUUGAGGGUUUUUAUACUUUAAAUUGUUUUUUUCAAAGUAGCAAUAUUUCAUUAAUUUUUCCUAUACUAUUAUUAUCGUAAUUGAUUUUAAUAUGAUUUUAUAACAAAGCGAUUCUAUAAUAACAUGUUUAAACACAACUUGUAUUCCCAUUGUAGAUACUGUCACUUUGAAAUUUCUUAUUUCAUAAGAUUUCCUUCGCACACAUCUCUUGAUCUCGUAUCCUUACGUUCUGGUUUCUUCUUCUAUACCUUAGGGAAAUAUAACGAAGUUCAAAGCACUCGUCGGCCGCCACAAAACUUUAACGCAACAAUUUUAUAAGAAAAAUCUCCAGCGGGAUUCCAAUUUAUAGAUCUUCGCUUUUGAAAUAAACACGAAAGUCUCAAUCUUUUAUUCACCAAGUUUAUCGAAUUAAACAAUCUACUUCACUGUUUGCAGUUUUCAAAGAAAGUCACACCAAUAAUUCAACAACUCUGUCACCUAUUUUUAUACAAUUUUAGUUUAACUUGUUGCAUAUGGAUACUACAAAAUCAUUUAAACUAGUGAUCAAUAAAUCCGUGUAAAAUUAUUCUUAUUUCUUUACAAUUAGACAUAUAGUAACUUCUCAUUUUUAUGUAAAUUAUUAAAGAAAGAUUAUAAUAAUGUUUCAGAAAUUGAAUCAUAAUACGAGUAAGGGUUUUUCUAUUUAUUUUGUUUAUUUUUUUGAUAAACAAGUGCAGACAAUUAUUUUUGUUUUUUCAAGAAAGAUAGUCACUGAUCUAACUCCUUGCCUUACGAUUUCUUUCGCAACUGUCCCCCUUAACUUUCUAUUAUCCUUAAUAAUUAAUUAUAAAAAACAUGUUUUUACUUUUAUUGUGAAUGUUAAAUAUUGGCAAGAGAAAAGAAAAUGUGAUUUCGAUUUGAAAAACAUAAAGUAAUACUCGUUAAAUUCAGUUUCAAAGCUUCAUCACGAGUCCUACUUGAUAUUAAAAGGCAAAGAGUUAAGCAUUUUCCCGUAAUACAGAUUUUAAGAAGCGCAAAAGAAAAUGCACGACAAUUGCUCAAGCGAAGAAUUGAAUAAUCCAUUAGACGGAAAGGAUGUUUGAAGAAGAGAGAAAUGAUAGAAAUAAUUUUACGCUGAUUCAAUCCUUAAAAUCAUUGGAUUGGCGGAACUUGCUUCUACCGUCCUUCCGUUGCAGCGAAAAUCCUAUAAGAAAUCGCGGCGUACAUAUUAAUAUUCGAACGUAACUGAACAUUCUGCCGAAUGUAACUUAGUUAUAAGCAUUCGAGGAUAACCCACGUAAUAUUAAUUCGUAAUCGAUCGCCAGAUAGAAAUUAUUAUUAAACGGUCGUGAUCAGACAUUGAUAUCCACGCAAGAUGAAACGUUACUGAACUUUUCUAUAAUACUUUGUAUAUAACAUUGGACGUUGUAUAAUAUUGACGAUAGACAAUGUAAUAUUUAAUGUUAGAGGAACGCUAUCGAAAGGUUAGGGCUAAAUUUCUAUUUUCACUCUCAAUCGUUUUUGUCUAAACGAGAAUCGCCAGGGCUUGUUACAAGUACCUAAGCGCUAUUCAAGUUUCUCAUAGACUGAUCAUGAUCUGUCGAUGUUCCAAAAGAACAUUUCCGUGCACUUCAUAGAAUUCACUAUAUUACAAUGUUCUAUUGAAUGUAUAUCUUUGUACAGAAGGAUCGAUAUCUCAAGUUAAGUAACAUUAAUAAUAACUUUUAAUUACUGUACUCCAUUUCACACUGAAUUUGUUCAUUUUUGUCGCUCUUUGGUUCAGUGAUGAUAAUUAAAAGAACGAUACAUUUAUUUUCGUUUGAAAUUCGAAGAACUCACAUAGACGCGCAAAUAGUCAGAUAUGAAUUAAACAAGGGUGUUAUUCUAUGAAAAUGUCAAAAUUUUCGAAGAAGCAAUGAACGAAUACUUCUAAUUCCCCAAAUAUAAACGAAUACCAAAUGUUCAACACCUCUUUUAUUUAACAAGUACGUGUGUUAUAACAGAGUUUAUUUUAAUAAAUUUCAUACUUUUUCAAGCAUUUCUCCAUAACAAUUUUUUAUAAGUAAUCUAUAUCAGAAAAAAUGUGAAGUAAAUUAUGUUAUAAUUAUAAAUUAUACGCAUACAAAUAAAUGUAAAGAAUUAUCAUCCAUAUUAUAAUAACUCUUUAGCAAUAGGACAAGCUUAUUUAAGUUUCGUUGCUUUGUUUCAAAAUAUUUACAAAAUGUUUAAAUAAAGAAAUACACCGGUCCUUAAAACAUUAGAUGAAAAACGAUUGAAGUAUAGUUUACAGUUGCCCAUACUCUUUCUCCCGCUGGUAAAUCACGUCGGAUGUUUGUACAAAUCGAGCGAGUUCAACGGAAUGGCGAAAGCCGUGGCAAGAAGAUGAAAAUACGAUAAGAAAUAUUCGUUUGAAACUUUUCGCGCGUCGUCUAUCAAAAUGAGUUUCUUGGCCGAUGGCGGUAGUGUACCAUACUUAUGAGAUUUAUCACACACCAAGUUUCGCAAUUUCGUUCAUUUAUGAAGAUUCUUCCUUUCAUUCGAUCUCUUUGUAUGGUGUCUCGCAUACGUUCGAUUUUUCUACAGUAUAAUUACGUAUGAGAAAUUCGUCGAAACAUUUUCCACGCCUUUCAUUAAAUCGCUUAUAUCAGCGCCCGAUUUUUAUAACGGCGGUAUAUGUAAAUUGACAAAUGUGUGCAUGAGAGUGCAAGCGAGUGCAAGGGAGAGAAAAGAGCAAUUGAAUACUAUAAAACAGUGGUUCCAGUUGGUAUCGUGUAAGAAAUAUAAUCAUUUAAUAUUUUGUAAAUAGUUAAGGAAGUGAACAAUGUGGGAGAGUAUUCGAGAAGUCACUGUAAA